AGUUUCGGUACUGGACAUUCGACGUUCUGUAGAUAAUAAUGUAGAUAAAUGUUGUUAAUUUACAAUUUAAAACCGUAAUUAGUGAAGUUCGUAAGUUUAUAACAAUUUAAGCUCAAUUAUCAACAUGGAAAAUAUUCAGAGUACUGAUGAGCCUACUAAUAUUGGUGUAGUUGAAGUUACUGAAAGCAAUAUUGACGAUGUGAUAGCCUCCAACGAUUUGGUGUUAAUGGUAUUUUAUCGUAAUUGGAGAACGUCGGACAGAGAUCGUAUUUUAUCCAUAUUUGAUGGUGUUGCAAAGGAAAUUACGAAAGCUGGAUUGAAUAAUGGCAAAGUAGCAUUGGCUAAGGUAGAUUCUGAUAAUGAGGAGGCCAUCACAACAAAAUAUGACCUGUACGUGAGCAAUCCUAGAAUUGUGAUGUUUGCAAAUGGUGUGCAAUCGAGAGAAGGGUGGUUAUGCAGAUGCAAACAAAGCGUGGAAGGUUAUGUAGAGUUUAUCAGAGGAAAGCUAAGUGAUCCAAUUAUAGUAAUCAAUAGUUUGGAUGAGCUUCAUGAUCUCAAUGAGAACAUAGGGCACAUAGUUGCUUGCAUAAACAGCAAAGACCAGCCUGAGUAUGAUAUCCUUCGUAAAGUGGCUACCAGCCUUAGAGAGGAGUGUCGAUUCUAUGUGAUGUUGGAUGAUUCUGCGCAGCGAACACACCUAAAAGGUCAACUAAGUGUAAUGAUUCGAUCAACAGGAGGAACUAUCGUUGCACUUGACGACACAUACAGCGGAUCUAUGCUCAACUUCACUGACAUGUAUACUUGGGCCGUGCAAGCAAUAUUUCCUCUCUUACAGGAAAUCAACUCAGAGAAUGAAGAAAACCUCUCGAAAAAGUACCCAUGCAUCAUUUUAUUACACAUACCCUCCGACACACAAACUGUGAAGCUAUAUAAAGAGGCCAUAAGAAGAGAAUAUUCACUUGAAGAACGCUUCAGCGUCUUACUGGCUGAUGGCACACAACUUGAGCACUUAUUGGUGCGGUUUGGAAAAUCGGUCGCUGACCUGCCCUUAAUUGCCUUUGAAUAUUACAACGAGAUACGGCUCUAUGAUUACAAUAUUCUUUUGGAACCUGGAAAACUCAAUAAAACCACCAAAGACGUAACGGGCUAUCGGUUUGAUCAGAACUAUGUCUAUGCAGGUCGCCUAACAUCAGUUGACACUAAAGACGAAGGAAUAUCUAAACUAUUUGAAUGAAAAACUACUAUGAAAAACAUUCGUUAUGCAUUUGUCGUGCCUUUUAUGAGAAUGUGACAUGAAUUAAAGA
Molecule: messenger RNA, 1304 nt
Organism: Bicyclus anynana (squinting bush brown)
Lineage: Eukaryota; Metazoa; Arthropoda; Insecta; Lepidoptera; Nymphalidae
Product: endoplasmic reticulum resident protein 44
Exons: 6
Coding region: 125-1234 (369 amino acids)
Source: RefSeq, a predicted model, not a curated record